UCGGGGUCCCGCAGCCCCCGCCGCCGCCGCAGCUGCCGGUGAUGGCCAAGGAUGUCCUCGGAGGGGGAAGCCGAGGCGGCUGCUGAGAGCGGGCCGGGCAGCACCCCCGCGCCGGGGGCCGCCGCCGCCGAGCGGGAGGAGCAACGCCCCGUGAAACAGUCCCUGAGCGCUUGCAUGUGCCGAGAGUCCCACUGGAAAUGCCUCCUCCUCUCCAUCCUCAUGUAUGGCUGCCUGGGUGCCGUGGCCUGGUGUCAGCUGGCCAGAGUCACCAAGCUCAGCUUUGAUAGCUCCUUCAAGGGCAAGUCUAUGAUCUACCAUGACAGCCCGUGCUCGGACGGCUAUGUUUAUAUCCCGCUGGCCUUCCUCUCCAUGCUGUACGUGGUGUACCUGGUGGAGUGCUGGCACUGCCACGUCAAGAGGGAGCUGCAGUACAAGGCAGACGUGGACAGUGUGUACGAGUGCAUCAACCGCAUGCAGCAAGCCACUCCGUGCAUCUGGUGGAAGGCCAUCAGCUACCACUUCGUACGGCGAACCCGGCAGGUGACCCGGUACCGCAACGGCGAUGCCUACACCACCACGCAGGUCUACCACGAGAGGGUCAACACACACGUGGCUGAAGCUGAGUUUGACUACUCUCACUGUGGAUACAAGGACAUCUCCAAAGAGCUCCUGGGCUUGGAGAGCUAUACAGCCACCAAGCUGAGGUUCACCAAGUGCUUCAGCUUUGCCAACACUGAGUCUGAGAACUCUUACCUGACUCAGAGAGCUCAUUUCUUCACAGAGAUCGAGGGGCUAGAUGACUACAUGGAGGUGAGGGAAGGCAUGCAGCUCAAAAAUGUGGAUUUUAAAGAGCUUAUGAUGGCCUACGGAGACCCGGAUCACCUCCCAUGGUAUGUGUCCCAUUAUGCUUUCUGGGUGGCAGCUAUCCUGAUGAUCUCAUGGCCGCUCAGGGUACUCAUAGAGUAUCAGACUGCAUAUGUCCAUUACCACGUGGAGAAGCUGCUGGGCCUGGAGUACACGGCGCCCGUGGCGGUGGAGGAGCCCCUGUACCGGUACCGCAUGCCCCGGGACAGCACGCAGGACAGCACCGAGCUGGAGUGGCACAUCUGCACCAACCGGCAGCUGAUCCCCAGUUACUCGGAGGCCAUGCUCAUGGACCUGGCCAGCUCCCCGGCCUACAACAGCUACACGGUGUGUCGCUACGGCCAGACGGCCCACGGCUGUGAGCGCUGCAACCGCGCCUCCAGCACCUCCUCCAUCUUCUCACGCCACGCUUUCCACAGCUGCAGCGGCAACUCCCGCCUCUCCCUCAACACCAGCCGCUUCUCCCUCUGCCGCGUCCAUGGCUCCCACAGGACAGGCCUCUGGAGGAGCCGCAGCAGCAGCAUUGCAGAGCGGGGCUGCCAGGACGAGCAGUGCUGCUCCUACUCCAGCCAGCUGGCUGUCAACGAGAACCCCCCCACCUACCACGAUGCCCGCUUCUUCCCUGUCCUGAUUGUGCACAGGCCGGAGGGGCAGGACAGGCGGCAUUUCUAUGUCAGGCGCUCCUCCUGUCUAGAAACCUCUCUGUGACAGAACUCUGUGGUCACUUGGCUCCUCUGCUCUGGGACAGGGAUUGCAGAGAUGACACCCGUGGGGAGCCUGCAAGUGUCAGUCUCUACAGCAGGUCAGCAGGACAAGUUUCAGCUCUUCCCCCUGCCAUUGAAAGAGGACAUAGAGACUCUGACCAACACCUAACCUCAUUUCCAAGAUUUUCUCCCCCUCCACCUGGUCUCCCAUGUCUUCAUUCUCCAUUCCUCUCACUCUUCCACUCCUUAGCCUUCCCUUCCUCUGCUCCUUGAUUUCCUGCCUCUCCUCCCAUCCCACCCUCAUUCUUUUCUUUGCAUUUCAGUCACAGCAUUUGGUUGUUGUGGCUGCUGGAGGAUUUUAAAUGCUUGUGCUUUGCCAGUACAUUUGCCCUCCUGGAUGCUUUGCAAGGUAAGAACCUUAGAUAAAGCAAGGCACAAGGCACACAGCCAGCCAGAGUCAAGUCAGAAGGAGAAUUCAGAUCUGCAGGUGCUGAGUCACCUCCUGCAAACCCCAAACGAGGUGCUUUUAAAAAAAAUUAUUUUCCCCAGUCUUUUUUUCCUCUUCUUUUGUCAUUCCUUCUGUCCUUUAUUCAUGCUCUUCUCCUCUCUCUUUAUCCUCAUCUUCCAUUUUUUUCAGUUCUUUCACUUCUGCUUUACAGUUCUUCUGGGGUUUUGCCAGUGAGGAUAUCUUUCGGGGUGUAAUUAUCUUCCAUUGGGCAAAAGUAAGGUUUUCAUGGCACAAAUGUCACUGACUGCUCACACAGCCACAAAUGAAGCCCCUGAGAAGUGCUGAGGGCUUCUUUCAGGAGCAGUGUUGUACACCGAUAUAGCAAAAUGCCCUUUGCUCACACUGCCCUGCCUGGUCUGCAGCAGAGACGCUGCUGCAUUUCCAGCUGUAGUUUACCUUGUCCAGCUCCACCCCUGAUAGCAAUCAGCGAGAGCCAUAAUGUAGAUUAGUGCCCUGUUAGUGCCACUAUUUUUAGGACAGUAGGCCUGGUUUGUGGUUGUUUCAUUCCUUCGACUUGAGUGCAGCAGCACAGGCUUGACAAGGGGAGAGGGGCUGGAGAGGGAAAGGUAAAUAUGGUAUUAACCCUCCCACAGAGAGUCUGGAGCUGUUAGGAAGCUCUUCCACCCACAGUGUCUAUUACAGCAGUUGUAGGACUGCCUACAUUACCUUUCAGCUUUCUGUGUGCCCUGAGGAGGGCUUUUGGUCUGCAGCCCACUUCACCUUCCCAGGUGAGAUGUGGUGCCACCCCAGCCCCAGGCAGAGAGCACAGCUGAGAGCCAGCCCCACUGGCCACUCCUGCUGGGGCUCCAAGCUCUUCCUGCAAGGCUUCCCCUGCAGCAGGUGUAGCACCUUCCAGAACUAGUGCCAGCCUCUCCAAAUCCACAAGGUGUCUGGUGCUGACAGAGUGUGUCACUGCACUCUGGGCUGUGGGCUCUGCCCCCUGGCCUGGCCCCCUCCAAGCCAGGGGCUGCUCUGAGAACCUUGUGGGC
This is a messenger RNA of Melozone crissalis (California towhee), 3065 nucleotides long. RefSeq names its product transmembrane protein 151B-like. Lineage: Eukaryota; Metazoa; Chordata; Aves; Passeriformes; Passerellidae. The record is from RefSeq and is a predicted model, not a curated record. Bases 52 to 1572 code for a protein of 506 amino acids. The transcript is spliced from 2 exons.